CCAAUCGAUGUGAGGCUGAAUUUCCGAGUAUUUUGCACCACUUUAGAGAAUUCUUUAUCCAUUAACUACAUAAGUGUGAUCUUAUCUUUCUAUUGGAAGGAUUGGACCAGUCCGAAAAAUUGUCGAUAGCCUUGAUUUGUAAUUGCAGUCUUCAUUAAAAUAAUUUAAAAGUUAAAUCAUCAAGUAUUAGACGAGGAAAGGCAGCUGUUUUCAUGUAGUGGUAAUGUCUGACAAUGGAGUUCAUAAACGACCGAUAAUUAUCAACUUAUUUCCAAAGAAAUCUACUUCCGCAUCAGAACCAAUUUCGAAUGUGCAAGAAUCAAUAGAGACAUGCUGUUCUAAAACCCCUUGUGCCCUUGAUGGAGACUACACAGAAUUCAGUAGCACACCAGACCAUACAUUCAGCCCAUUUUUAUCUGAAGAUUCAGAUUCAGAUAGAGAAACACAACCAGGAAUUAAAAGAAAGUUUGUGGAAAACUGGAAAACUCUAUAUCCAUUCAUUGAAUAUGACAAAGAAAAGAAUAUUAUGUUUUGCAAAAUUUGCAAACAAUUUGCUAACCACAGACAAAAGGGCAUUCGAUUUGUUACUGGGAGUAGUAACUUCAGAGCCACAUCAAUUCAGUAUCAUGAAAAAUCAGUUCUUCAUGCCAAAUGUCAGAAACGUGCUAUUGCACUCCUAAACGGCAAUUCAAAUCCUGUGGAACUGUUAGACUCAGAUCGGAAGAAAUUAAUACAAGUUUUAAAGUUGGUUUAUUUUAUGGUGCAAACUAGAAGUCCUUUUACAUAUUUCCCACAGCUAUGCGAAUCGCAGAAGCUGGAGGGCGUCGAUGUUGGUCCUGCUUACACAUCACACGAGAAAGUCGUUCCCCUAUUUGCGAAGUACAUUUCUUUGGUUUUAGAGAAAAAGUUGGCAGUAGAAUUGUCUAAACUGAAGCUUUUUUCAGUAAUUAUUGAUAAUUGUUUCAGCCGUGCUUCUGAAAAACAUGAACUAUUGUACGUAAAAUAUUUAGAUGGAGAUAGACUGAGAACUGUCUUUCUCGGUGUCAUUGAUUCUACAAAAAGUAACUUUGAAUCUAUUUAUAAGAAUUUAUGCAAGUUAUUUGAAAGGUUUAAUAUUGCUGACUGGGCUGAAAAGGUUGUAUGUGUUACCAUUGAUUCUGUAUUCGAUUUCCAACCCUGGCAUGAUGACCUGGUGAAACUAAUAAAAGAAAAAUCAAGCAAUUUCAUUUGCUGUACCAGCGUUUUACCUCACAAAAUAAAAUGUUGCAGUAAAAUUUUCGAGAAUAAUUUAUGUACCUCCCAGUUCUGUAUUUUGAUUUAUGAAAUUUUCUGGUAUUAUGAAAACUUGCCUGAUGAUAGUAAGAAUUUGUCACAUAUUGGCCGGGAGCUUGACAGUAUUGUACAGGAAUAUGGUAAAUUGCCAAAAAAUAUUAGUGCGUGCUUUUCUUUAAAUGCUCUCAAAGCAGUUAGCGCGGACUGGGUUCCUUUGAUUCAAUUUAUGAGCGAACAAAACCAUUCCAUCCUGCAUACCAAAGUUAGAAAAAUCGGUGCUAAAAUUCUGCUUUUGAUUACCAGAAGUCAAUUUUUGUGGAAGUUAGCUGUGGUGUUAGAUAUUUUGAAUUGCUUAAACGAAUUUGCAUGUAAAGUUCAAGAUCCUGACAAUGUAUUUUCUUUUCAUUUACAUCUAAUAAAUAGCUGCCGCGAUAUCAAAGAAGCUGCUCAAGGAAAAGGUGAAGUUGUUCGAAGUUUUAUACAAGAUAUGACUGAGACGCCGUCUUCCUUUCGAGGCAUUUCAAUCCGCUUAGAUGCCAGUUUGGAUAAAGUUAUUGCUGGCUUUCAACUUUUGACAAGCAAUUUGUUAAACCAUCUAAACAAACAAGUGUCUAACCAAGCCGUUUUUGAUAACUGUCACAUAUUAGAUACUAGAACAUGGCUCAAACAAGAUAAUUUCGAUACCUUCGGAAACCUGGAGUAUUCAAAGUUGCAUGUGGUCAUUGAAAAAUCCGAUGAAAUCCAGCAUACUGCUUUGUCAGAAUGGCGAUCCUUGAAAGAAAGUGUCAUUAAUUCCUUCCCUUCAGAAUUGCUCUUAAAACCAAGAGCUGCCAUAUCAACUAUGGUAGCUACUCUUGCUUCUGAUCUUCCCCGGGCAAUAAACAUUUUGAAAAAGUUUUUGUUAUUUGACUUCUCAUGUGAGGAGGUAGAAAAAGGAUACCGUGAAAUGAAUUUGAUCAAGUCCAGUGAAAGAUGCAUGUUAUCCGUACAAUCCUUGCAAUAUUCGAUGAUGAUCGUCAUGCAUGGACCACCCUUUGCUCAAUUCAACCCGGCUCCAGCAAUCGAGUUAUGGAUGAAAGAAUGCUCAAGACGAUACCAUAUACGAAGUAGACAGAAAAUUAGUACAAGAACGAUUCUGUCAAAUUGUGAUACAUUUCUUGAAAGCUUUGAUAUUUCUAAUAAUUUAAAUUCUUUGUAAGUUCAAUGUAUAACAUCGAAGAGAAGGUGCAUACUAAUUGUAGAUCCCCGGUUCUCAACGUAUUUUUCCUCCCAACACCUUGAUAAGCCUUAAAUUUUUGGGUGUUCCCCACUGUAAUGCCCCCCCCCCCUCAAACAAAUAAGUUUUAUUAAUAACGUUAAGGACUUAAGUUAAUAUAAACAUCAAAUGACUCGAAUUUAUUUAAUAAGAUUUAUAAUUAUAAGAUUAUUUUUGACUUCGCAUUUUAUUUAAUUUUUGUAAUAGUAUUAGUUCACCUCCUAAUAAAUGAAAAGCACACUGAAAUAAUUCCGCAUUAAAUUAUAAUGAAAGCUAGGAAUUACCUAUCAUGAUAAUCAACUAUUCAGUUUAUAUGCAAUUCUUAAGCUUGUUUUCAUGAAUUGAAUUUUAUAAAAUGAUGUUCAAAUGAAGACUGAUAUAAUUUCACGUCUGGUGCUUCUUCGAGCAUUCUACAAUAUUUAGUAAUAAUAUAGUACACGUCAGACGAGUAUGUUAUUUCCGCUAGUUCUGUAUUCGAGAAAUGUGUUAAAUAUUUUUUGCUUUAACACUGAUACUUCUUAGUACUUUUCUUUACAGUAGGCUUUGCUGCGCCAGUUACAGAGUUAGGUUCUUGCGUGUUCCAAAUAAUCAGUCAUUUGUGCCUUUCAGUUAUUUCACCCCAAAUAUUUUGCGAAUACAGGAUAACGUGGAUUCAGCAUGUGUAAAAAUAUCAAACAUAUAUAGGUAAUAAUUCCAGAUACAUUUUAAAGCGACCACUUACCGAUUCCAUAUUUAACCGACCUAUUAUCCAUACUGAUUGAAUUCCCCAUUAGAUAGUGAAGACGCGCCCUUUUCCCUUUUUAGAGAUUAUUGUGGUUCGAAGUCUCUACGUUCUUUGCAUGACUUUUUGUUUUCACACGGGGAAAAAAAAUAUUUUUUAAAAAAUUUUGUUUCAUUUUUUUUAUGUUUUGCAUCUUCUUGCACGACAAAAAUUAUUUUUACAUGCUCCUAACUAAUCCUCAAAGAUACGCGCACCACAAUUUAAAAACUCCUGUUUUAGACAAAAGAAAUGGACCAUCCAUUAUUAGUAAUGUCUUAUUUUCAAAUACAGGUCAAAUCUUAUUACUGAAAUUCAUUUAAUCCUUAAUUAAUGCUUUUUCUUCUAUGUGAGACCUACAAUUGUUUGUAAGUUAAUCUGUUUUCCGAUCUAAAGAACAACAUAUAUUAAGGCUAGUAGUGACAUGUCAUUUAUGAAUUGUAAAUUAUUUGCAUCAAGAUAGAGAUGCAUAUUUUUUUUUAUUGAAAAUUGUCCAUUAUUAUCAUAAAAAAUUA
Argiope bruennichi is the source of this 3799-nucleotide messenger RNA. Its product is annotated as zinc finger protein 862-like. The transcript has 2 exons. The record is from RefSeq and is a predicted model, not a curated record. Lineage: Eukaryota; Metazoa; Arthropoda; Arachnida; Araneae; Araneidae. Bases 224 to 2470 code for a protein of 748 amino acids.